This is a messenger RNA of Dermacentor silvarum, 510 nucleotides long. Its product is annotated as tigger transposable element-derived protein 4-like. NCBI's taxonomy places the organism in Eukaryota, Metazoa, Arthropoda, Arachnida, Ixodida, Ixodidae. The record is from RefSeq and is a predicted model, not a curated record. Gene Ontology annotation, molecular function: nucleic acid binding. The transcript has a single exon. The coding region runs from base 1 to 510 and encodes 169 amino acids.
AUGGACCAGGGCGUGAUUAGGAACUUGAAAGUUCACUACCGAUCGCGCCUUUUGAAUCGUGUGCUGUCGUGUGUGGACUGCGGGAAGAACUACGUUGUGAAUGUGCUCUCGGCCAUCAGCAUCCUGUCUGAUGCCAAGAAGGCAGUGACGGUGGACACAAUGCGUAACUGCUUUCGCCAUGCAGGAUUUCUCCUUGAUAGUCAGGACAGUGCCACAGGCCAGGACCCCGUGGCUGAGAUGCCGCCUGACGUGAACAUUAUCGAAGACCCCUGUGCCAGUGAGCUCGAUAUCCCUGCUGUUACGUUUGAAGAGCUUGCGAACCUCGACAGUGCCAUCUUGCCCUGCGCCGAGUUGGAUGAUGACGAGAUCGUCCGUCAGGUUCUGGAGCCAUUGCAAGUGAACAGUGACUCUGAUGACGAUGACCACUCACACCACAGCCAUCGAGUGCGGACUUUAGCGCAGGCCUUGACGACGCUCUUCUCUACCUAUAACGAUGGUCAGACACUGUGA